AUCACCACCGUACGAUGGCAGCACUGUUUCAACACUCGGCCGUGCCGGACUGGCUUCGUGCGAAUCCGUUAUUCGUGGAUCUCCGCUCGCUGCUCGCUCAGGAGACCCGGAUGUGCGCCGCGCAGCCCUAUACGCUACUCAGCAUGGAGCACGGACACGACGCGAGCGCCCUCACCGUAGCGGAGACGAACUACCAGAAGGAGCUGCGGCGGUACGGGCGGCUGAGAUGCGAGCGUGUGACGCAGCUUCAGGAUUUCUACCACACACAGUCGACGGUGCUGCUGAUGCAGAGGAAUAAAGCCAUGCACAACGACCCAAUCAGGCAGCAGCAGAUCCUAACCUACUUCAACUACCGACUGGUACGACUAACCGAUGACGUCACGCUUCGCCUGAGGCGUCUGCGCGAGUCUUACGUCGUCGAAAACCGGAAGUUCCUGUCGGAGAAGGCCGUCAGCGUCAUGACGGAGUGGUACGAGAAGCACAUGAACGAGCCGUACGCAAACAAGGAGCAGAUGAGCGAGCUAGCGAGUCAAGCCGGCAUCACGCUGAAACAGGUCAAAGCGUGGCUGUCGAACAAGCGCAACAGAACGAUGAACACGCGUCCGAAGGUGAUGAAGAGGAAGCUGAGCGAACAGCUGACCGACCUGUGCCAGGAGCUGACCCGCGCAAACAAGAUUCCCCGCGAGGAACUGCCGCGCCACCUGCAGGGCUUAGAACAAAUGAUUCGCUCGACACUCGGUGGAGAGUCAGCGAAGGUGUGAGGCGUAUACGCCCGUAGUGCAGUCAAACAUAUAUAUAUAUAUAUAUAUGGAUCACUUUGGGGAGACCUCGAAAGCGUUCUUUUGUGGACAGGUGUCAGAUCUGUAUCUCCGCUGACAAGUACUGGAGAUUAUUAUCUGGCGUCUACGCGGUCGUGAGUGCGUCGUGAUAAUCGCACCACAGGGUAUCUCAUAACCCACCCGUGAACGCGCGUUUAGUGGGUGGUUAACUGGUGGUUUCCGAACUCGUAAUAAGUGUAAACUGGCAGAUAUGUGACGUUAGUCAGCACCGUGCCACGACCUCGCGCGACGUCAUCGUUUCGUACGGGUCGACAAGCGCGCACAGCCUUGUUGUAUAUCGUCUUCGCGUUAUGUGUGUGCGCGUGUGCGCGCGCGCAUGUGUCCAUGUGUGUGUGCGUGCGUUUUCAUAACUGUGAAUUCGAAGGUGUUUAGUUUCGAUUUUAGUCGUAAUUAAGUAAAAACCAAUGACUUUUAAUUAAUAUGUGUGUAUAUAUAAGUAUAUCGUGAAUUGAUUAAUUAAUCGCGUGCAGUGACUGGCGGUGCAGUUCGAAUCGUGCUGUCGUUGUAUUUGUACAAACGCUUGACAAUGUUGUGCAUUACACAACGUAUUGAUGUGCAUAUAUAUAAUAAUCGUAAUUUAUAUUAUUUACAAUAAGCGAAUUAUUUGCCAGACUCGAAUAACGUCUGUGAUUCCCGACAUUGAUAUACGAUAGUGCCUGAUUGUAGGCGGCAUCACGUGAGAACGAAUCGACUAAUAAAAGAAUACGUCGUUAUACAAACAAG
Messenger RNA from Priapulus caudatus, 1562 nucleotides. Its product is annotated as pre-B-cell leukemia transcription factor 4-like. The record is from RefSeq and is a predicted model, not a curated record. NCBI's taxonomy places the organism in Eukaryota, Metazoa, Priapulida, Priapulimorpha, Priapulimorphida, Priapulidae. Gene Ontology annotation, molecular function: DNA binding. Bases 15 to 761 code for a protein of 248 amino acids. The transcript has 3 exons. Gene Ontology annotation, biological process: regulation of DNA-templated transcription.